CCUAAUACUUCAUCACUUCGAAAGCCGUAGAAAACCAGUAUAAAACCCUAACAAUCCGCCACUAAAGCACAGCUUAAAUAUAAAGAAAAAAAGAUGCAGAUAUUCGUGAAAACCCUAACCGGCAAGACCAUAACUCUCGAGGUCGAGAGCAGCGACACCAUCGAUAAUGUCAAAGCCAAGAUCCAAGACAAAGAAGGAAUUCCCCCGGACCAGCAACGUUUAAUUUUUGCUGGUAAACAACUUGAAGAUGGCCGUACAUUGGCUGAUUACAACAUUCAAAAAGAAUCAACGCUUCAUCUUGUUUUAAGGUUGAGAGGCGGAAUUAUUGAGCCUUCUUUAAUGGCUUUUGCUCGUAAAUACAACCAAGACAAAAUGAUUUGCCGCAAGUGUUAUGCUCGGUUGCAUCCGAGAGCAGUGAACUGUCGCAAGAAGAAAUGUGGUCAUAGCAAUCAGUUGAGGCCCAAGAAGAAGAUCAAGUAAACCAUGACUGACGAUGGUGGUUUAUGUCAUUUGCUUCAAAAGAACUUGAAUACCAGACUUGUCAAAUAUUUUUUUUCCCAUUUGGUUCUUUGCUUUUCUAAUUUCUAUUUGAAAUUUCAUAGCUGGAUAUCGCUGUUGUUGAGAAGUUUUUUAGUAAUAAUUGAGGUUAAAAUUUGUACUUUUUGACAAUGUUUGGGCUAGUUUUCUUCUUUUGGGUUGCAGUAAUAUGCACAAAAUGUUGUUAUAA
Molecule: messenger RNA, 727 nt
Organism: Gossypium arboreum
Lineage: Eukaryota; Viridiplantae; Streptophyta; Magnoliopsida; Malvales; Malvaceae
Product: ubiquitin-60S ribosomal protein L40-like
Exons: 5
Coding region: 94-480 (128 amino acids)
Biological process (GO): modification-dependent protein catabolic process; translation; protein ubiquitination
Cellular component (GO): ribosome; cytoplasm; nucleus
Molecular function (GO): structural constituent of ribosome; ubiquitin protein ligase binding; protein tag activity
Source: RefSeq, a predicted model, not a curated record